CUCGCGCAAGGAAGCCUUUCUGGCGCGCCAAAUUUCAAAGGACUUCCUGGGAAAAGGACGCGAAAAAGGGGGACAACAGCGAUUCAAUCAAGUAUAAAUAUCCCAUUUUGCAAUCCCAUCUUCUCAAUAAAAAGGUGCAGGGACGUCACUUGGCAAGACACAAACUUUCUGUCAUUUUAAUUUCGACCAACAGACAAACCCGAAUCUCUGUAGAGUAAACGAGAGUUAGACAAGCCAUAGUACUGUAAUUGUAAGUCUAUUUUCAUCAAACUAUCACAUACCGGUACCUGUUGGUUAUUUGCAUGAGUAGACAUGUACACGGGUAACGUUGUAUCUGCAUUUUAAACGCUAUUUUAAAGUUGUCACCAGUACAAUUUCUCUCCAUCAUAAUAAAAUGCAUUGUACUUAAAUGAAUAUCAAUCAUAUAUUUAGUUGAGCGCAGCUCAGGGCUUUAUUCUGGCCGACUCGAUCGGGUGCGGGAGGGGUUGUUGGGAGUCGCAAUGCUGUCAGAAGCGCAGCCCUGCUUUCAGCUGCUGAGAAUCGGCUCUUCCUCAUCAAACGGCAGCGCUCUCCCGGACUCGUCCCGGGACCUGUACACGUUUCGGCCUGCUCUCACUCAUUCAGUGUUCAGGCUAGGCCGGGCGGCGGAGCUGUGCGAUGUUACCCUGGAUGCCGCCAAUGUGUCUCGCAUUCACGCAGAGCUGCACGCAGAGAAGGAGACCGCUCUAAAUGGAGAGGAGGGCUGGACAGUGCGGGUCAAGGAUCGAAGCAGCUACGGAACCUGGGUCAAUGAUGCACGUCUGCAGCCUGGUGUUAAAUGGGAGCUUUCAGAUAGUGACACCCUCGCUUUUGGUGGGCAGUCCGAACAAGGGAGCCCGGAGUUCUAUUUCCUGUUCCAGAAAGUCUGUGUGCGCCCGCUCGAUUUCGACGCCAUCACCCUCCCGAAGGCGGGCUCCUUCAGCUCGGACCUGCAGAACCGCAUCCGGACCAGUCAGGAGCGCAAGGUGGAGCCACAGCUGGACCUCAGCCGCCUGUCAAUCAAGCGCGCCACCGUCAUCCUCAACUCCAUCGGCAGCCUGAGCAAGAUCAACGGCAGCUGCUGGACCUUCCGCCGGGCCGACGGCAGCACGUCCACCACGCCGGCGUCCGGCCUCGUCGGCGGCCCCACGCCCACCUUCCUCAUGCCCCCCUCGACGCCCCCGCCUCCGGCCGCGCCGCCCGCCACCUCCUGCAGCACGUCGGCCAAGAGCCGCCGCAAGUCGGCCCACACGGUGCUCCUGGAGGACGACAGCGCGGACGAGCAGGGCGACGCCGUGUCGGUCGGCGAGGCCCGGCUGCGCGGCCGGAAGAGGCGGCGCCUCUACAAGUCCGAGUCCGAGGUCUUCCACCCGCCGCUGGCCAAGCCCGAGCCCCGAGCUCCCGCUCGGCCCCACGUCAACAUCACCUACGACAAGCACGCGCACCAUCACAAUCACAAUCACAACAAUCACCACCACGGCCAGGUCAGGAUGGGCCAGCACAUCAUCGCCAACGUGCACAUGCGACGCACAAGCGCCGACACCGCCUGCGGCCGUGGCAACGGCGGCCGCGGCACCCCCGUGUUCCGCCAGCGGGAGCCCAAGGGCCUGUCUCCGGCGACGCGGGGCCGCAGGAGGUCUGCACCGUCGCCUAUGUACUCCCCCCUGGUGGUGGGAGGAGAGAACUACAACCUGGCCUCGCCCUCCCUAAGGCUGGCCAGAGGAGGCAGGGAGAGGAACCAGUUCUCCCGCUUCCAUGUCACUACUACAGGGAAGCGGCGUGGCCGACCCAGGAAGCACCCUCUUCCUCCGCGCCAGUCUCUCCCCUCCCCUACCUCCUCCUCCUCCUCCUCGUCCUCCUCUUCCUCCUCCUCUUCGUCCUCCUCUUCCUCUUCGGACGACGACGACGAGGAGGAGGAGGAAGAGGAGCGGGCCCAGACGGGCGGCCCGGAGGCGUGUGCGGCCGGCCUGCGCUGCCGGCUGCCCCAGCAGGACACGGUGCAGUGGAUCCAGUGCGACGACUGCGACGGCUGGUACCACGUGGACUGCCUGCGCUGCGCCCGGCCCUCGCUCCUGCUCGACCCCAACGCUGACUUUCACUGCGGCUGCCGCUAAGUCCUAGCACCUCCACCUCUCAACCUCUCCACCCACACACACACGCACGCACACAUGCAAACAGACAAAAGUCUUCCUGCUUCCAUACAGCAAAGACCGGCCCCACUGAUAAACGCAGAGGCUACUGCGAGCAGCUACUUCCACCCACUGCUACUGUGCAUGUGGACACAUUACACAUUAAAAAAUGCCCUGUGGCUGUAACAUGGCAUUGACUUGUACACUGUGUGCUACUGUAUGUGCUCACAGCCCACUCUACUGUGGAUGCACAUUAACAUGCACACAGUACGACGGCCCCUUUCGCUUUAGACUGCCAGACUUGAGCGCCAAUUUCAUUGGUGCCACACACCCACACCACACCGCCACUUUAUCAUCAGUGAAACCGUUCAUCCGCUAAUGUUAAAUGAUAUAUUAGCUAAAUACACACACACGCACACACGCCUUUUUCGAAAAUCCAGAAAUGUCUUAAUUGUGUAACCUCACCUGUCACCAUGGCCAUGCACACAUUGGGUGUCGGUCAAUCAGGAAUGUGCGCUCAUGCACACACACACACACACACACACACACACACACACACACACACACACACACACACACACACACACACUCUCUCUCAAUCUCUAACACACACUCAAACACUCACUCUCUCACUCACAAGCCAUCAGCGUCACUCACCGUACCCAUCAGCUACUCUGUCUGACCCGGGCACAGUUCUGUAAUUGGUUCAGAUAAAGCUCUUAAUGAAUUCCGCUGGCUGAUUUAGUGUUGACUUAAAAGCGUUCCGCGGCAGCUUCCUUCCUGCCGGAGAGAGAGCGAGAAAAAGAGAGAGAGAGAGAAAACCACUCAAGGGGACCAGCUCCUGGCAACACUGAUGAAAACUCUGGCACAGACGCGGCCGCAUUAGAAGCACCCUGAUCAUUACAGUGGCAGGAGGAGCAGAGCUGAUGCAUUAAAGUGACUUUUUAAAAAGGCUUUUGUGGAUCGUCCUCCUGCAUUUGAAGACUCAUUCCCUCUCCCUCUUUGGGGGAAAAAAAGGAAAGGAAGGAGGCCAUCGUGGACUUCUGCUGGGAAAUGGUCUGAAAUGGCAUUUUAAGGCUGAACUUUAAUGGCGUGCGGCAGGCGUGCGUUGGGGAAAUUACUCUCAUCAAUCACUCGCCCAGCGGAAGGUGGCGUUUGGGAUGCUUUAAAGGACUUCAUCUCGAGCCUCACAUCGUAGACUUUGAUAUGGAACACUUUUGCGGUUCACUCCUUGUGGGGAAAUUACCAUCAUUGCUUUGUAAAUUUCAGUGGGCAUUUACCUACGGAGUGCCACCAGAGGAGCUGUGCUCAAGUUUUCAAGCAGUGAACUUUGAGAGGACGUGACUCACUCGUGUGUUUACCACACCCUCAAUGCAGUUGUAGGCACCAGGCUGCUUAGGCAGGCAAUACGACUGUGAGGCUUGGGAAGCACAUUUUUUGUCAUCUGCCUCUGGCGUGUCAGUCUGACAAUUUGUAUGUAUGUGUGUGGGUGUGUGUGCAUGUGUUGGGAGUACUACUUUUGGGUGGCCCAUUUAACACUGUCGUGUAAGGUUCAAAGGGGGGGUGGGAGUACAGCCCUUUGACGCUGGCGUUUAAAGCAAGCCCUGCGGUUGUGCAAAUUAUGAGGCCAUUUUCUAACCAGAUGUAAUAAUUAAUCCAAAAGCUACAAGAUGUUGUGUGGGCAGAAGAAUGCAUUGUGUUUUGCUGCCCUUGCUAAACUGUAUACCAGAUUUUAUAACAUUUCUUACAGAUCAGUCCAGUGCUCUGUUUGUAUUAUGGGAUGUAUUAAUGCAUAUAAAAAGCAUAAGGAGCAGGUAUUAAUUAAAGGUCACAUCUGCUGUCAGGAAUUCAGCUUCUUGUGGAAAACAAAAAUAUUAUAUAUUUUAUUUUUCUUUCCAUUCGUCUUAUUAACCUAAGCUUCCACUUUUUGCAGGCGCUAACCUCAUGUGUAGGAAUCUGUUGUACUGCUAUAACUGAUAGAUUUAAGCCGGUUUAUAUCUAUGAAUGUGUUUAUGAUUUCACACUGUCUUCACUUUACCCAAAAUGGAUCAGAACCAUUGUAAUCUGCAUGCCUUUCACAGUGUUGGGCUAUGAGGUGCGAGGGAAAUCAGGGCCUGAAUAAAAUAUUUAAAA
Messenger RNA from Sardina pilchardus (European sardine), 4280 nucleotides. RefSeq names its product transcription factor 19 (SC1), like (gene tcf19l). The coding region runs from base 501 to 2132 and encodes 543 amino acids. The transcript is spliced from 4 exons. Lineage: Eukaryota; Metazoa; Chordata; Actinopteri; Clupeiformes; Clupeidae. Gene Ontology annotation, molecular function: protein binding. The record is from RefSeq and is a predicted model, not a curated record. Gene Ontology annotation, biological process: regulation of gene expression. Gene Ontology annotation, cellular component: nucleus.